AUGGUCUUCAACUCAACAGUAAUAAGCUGCGAUUGGAACGAAGACGAGUCGCAGUGGCACAUCCGAAUCAAGAAUUCAGAAACCGGGGAGAUUCGCGAAGAUGUAGCCAACAUUGUGAUCGGCGCAAACGGAAUUCUCAACUCAUGGAAGUUUCCCGAAGAGGUCGAUGGUCUGCAUUCAUUCGAAGGGCGACUGAUACAUACCGCACGUUGGCCGACCGACUUUGGCGAGGAGCAAUGGAAAGGUCGCCGGGUGGCAGUCAUUGGGUCUGGAGCGACGAGCAUGCAGGUUGUUCCUACAAUGCAACCGCAUGUCGAAAAGAUGGACAUCUUUGUCAGGACGCCGGUAUGGUUCGCGGAGUUUGCAGAUCACAGUGGCGACAACUUCGACUACACUACAAACGAGCGCGAGUCCAUGAGGAGCGACACCAAAGCUCUUGUUCACAAAGCCAAGUUUAUCGAAGACAAAUUGAAUACUGCGGCUGGAUUACGCGCGUUCAUGGUCCACAGCGCCGAGGCACGCAUGAUUCGCGAGCACUUCACAGACCGCAUGCGCAAGUUCAUCCACAGAGACGACAUUUUUGAACAACUACUUCCCAACUUCGCUGUCGGCUGCCGAAGACUUACGCCUGGUAAUCCAUACAUGCGCGCAGUCCAAAAAGAGAACGUGGUGUUGCAUAGGGGUGCAGUAACAAAAGUCACCCCAUCCACCAUCAUUGCAUCCAAUGGCGACGAGGUCGAGGUUGACACCAUCAUCUGCGCUACCGGCUUCGACGCCAGUUUCCGACCGCCUUUCUCAGUCGUCGGACGCAACGGAAUUAGCCUACAGGAGAAAUGGAAGAAAGUCCCUGAAGGAUAUCUCAGCGUGGGUGUGCCUGAUAUACCCAACUACUUCACGGUCGUGGGGCCGUCAUUCCCCAUCGCCAACGGAAGUGUUAUGGGACCUCUCCAGGCUGUAGGGCGGUACAUCCUGAAAGUCAUACAGAAGAUGCAGCGAGAGAACAUUGCCUCUAUGGUUCCAAAGCAGUCCGUCACAGACCAGUUCAAUGAGCAUGCGCAGGCCUGGAUGGUCGGGACCGCAUGGGCGGACUCUGGGUGUCGAUCGUGGUACAAGGACAACAACACAGGGCGCGUCAAUGCGAUCUGGCCUGGUAGCAGCCUGCACUUUUGCGAACUGAUCGCAGAGCCGAGGUACGAGGACUUCGAGAUCAAGUACUCGAAUAAGCACAAUAUGUGGGAAUACUUGGGCCUAGGCUUUACAAAGAACAUGAUGGCGGAGAACGGCGAUCUCAGCCCUUACAUGGCGUUAGAUGCUAUCGACAGGGCGUUUGUUGGAUAUGAGCCGGACAAGGAUGCCGAGGACGCAAGAGUAAUGAGGAUGGCAGACAUGGUUCACGAUGGACCAAAGAAGAAGGGGAAUGGUGAAGGCGCAACGGCGAAGAGGAUGCCAUUUUCGAACGGAUCAAUUUGA
Molecule: messenger RNA, 1470 nt
Organism: Colletotrichum chrysophilum
Lineage: Eukaryota; Fungi; Ascomycota; Sordariomycetes; Glomerellales; Glomerellaceae
Exons: 2
Coding region: 1-1470 (489 amino acids)
Source: RefSeq, a predicted model, not a curated record